Magallana angulata is the source of this 2444-nucleotide messenger RNA. Its product is annotated as dopamine D2-like receptor. Gene Ontology annotation, biological process: neuropeptide signaling pathway. The record is from RefSeq and is a predicted model, not a curated record. Gene Ontology annotation, cellular component: membrane. Gene Ontology annotation, molecular function: neuropeptide receptor activity. The transcript has a single exon. Bases 492 to 2180 code for a protein of 562 amino acids. Lineage: Eukaryota; Metazoa; Mollusca; Bivalvia; Ostreida; Ostreidae.
GACUUUCAUUGACGUUUGCUUUCAGCGAUUUCUUCACUUUUUUUGUCAAAAUCAUUCAUCAUUAUUAGGGUCGCGUGGAUUGAUAUUUCUCGCGUGUGAGAGUUCGGUUACCAUGGCGAUGAGCCGUCAAGUUAACGCCUGAGUCUCGCGGUAUCGGGACUUCAGUCGGCGAGUCUUCUCCGACAACUGGAGGCCGCACCUGUCAUCGAUCACUUCUCCCCGAUUCCAGGGACAAUAAACGUCUGCUUCUGCAGCUUCUAUGGAAAAAACAACUAACAAAAUUAUUGUCAGGCAUCGCAGGCGUUCCUUUAAUACGGUUACCAGUGAUUCCGGCGGUGUGAUUUAUUUUUAUUAUUUGACAAAUGCUUCUUCCAGAAACGCUGUGUAUAUCUUGUUCCCUUGUCGGCAUUGAUUGCCAGUCUCCGUUGAAAUUUAAUCGACAGUUGUGACAAACCCGAGUGGAAACGGUAGCUUGUUGACCUAUAGCAGUUAUGGCGUACACAUCUCUAAAACAGUGGAAUAGUUCCUUGUCUAAACAAUAUAUCGCCAGUACUAUUCUCCAGUGUUGCUAUGUGGUGUUCGGACUUUUUGGAAAUAUUUUGGUCAUAUUGAUGUACAGAUUUAAAAUGAGGGGACAAAAAGAGGACCGCUUUUUUAUACCAGUGCUGGCCGUCGUGGACUUAACCGGGUGUCUGACCUCAGCCUCGCUUUCGCUCGCGCAGAACCUAUUUCCGGUUAUGUUUCCCAGCGGCGUGUUGUGUAAGCUUUUAUUUUUCAGCACUUCCGUCACGAUAAUCAGUUCGCUCCUUCUUCUUUUCGUGAUCUCUAUCCAGCGUUACCAGAAGAUAUGCCAGCCGUUCGGUUGGCAGAUGUCGGAGUGCCACAAGUACUGCUGUGUGGCGGCGACCGUCUUCUGCGCCGCCAUGUUGUCUGUCCCCGUUAUCCUCCUGUACGGGGACCACCCGAUGCACAAGGACAAUAUCACGGGAGUCACGUGUAGCGUAGGGACAGGGAAGCACUCGGACCUAGCGGUCUACAACUACAUCAUCUUGACGUUAGAGUGCAUUCUGGUUGGAAUCAUGACCUUUCUUUACUUUCUUGUUGGUAAGAGGGUUUUCUAUAGCUUCAAAAGCAUGAAAAGCUACCGACGUAACUUUUCGAUUUCUAAAAACUCUAACGCGGCGGUUCACUGUCCGUCUGAGGACGAGAGUUUCAUCUCGAAAGAUAGUGCAGACGAGUUUAACAAAGAGGAGAUGGUGGAAGAAGAAAAAGUUUCCACUGACAACCAAUCAAAGACCGAAAAUAAGCCGGUCGUGAAAGAUGAGAGUAAACCCCCGGAGCCAGUGUCGAUUCUCGUGUGUAACGCCAGCACACAAACGAUGCCAAGACGCGGCACGAAAAAAUCUUUGAGUAUAGACACAUCUCACGAGAUGUCCAUGGAUAUGGGCGACGAAACCAGCGAGAUAUGUCCCGGGGAGAACGAGACCCCGGACUGCCCAGCGGGCGACGACGAUGGCCCGGUGUUCACUCUAGAGUCUGACCAGGUGGGCGUGGGCACCUACCCGUGUACAGAGGAGCUGGAGACUGUUUAUGAGGACAGUGUUCCGGAAGACGAAGUGGGUGAGAAGGCCAUAAAAAAUGGCGGACCUGAAAAACCCGGAGGUGACCAGAACCAGGAAGUGACCCGAAAACUCCGGAAGCAGAGUAGUAGUGUGUCGUUAGGAGGUCGAAGAAACCAGAGCACUUCCGCUUUGGCCAAACAACGGAACCAAAGCAUCACGUCGUUUGGCAAAUGUCGGAAUCAAAGUGCGCCAUCUUUGAGUAAACUACGACAACAAAGUGUCUCUUCUUUCAAUAAAGACCGAAAAGCAUCGAAUGUAGACUCCCUGUACAGUAACAAGAGCAGCUGCGCGGCGCAUCGUUACACAAUCAUGUUCAUAGUCAUCUCAUUCGUUGCUAUAGUGACGUAUAUUCCGCCAUGGAUUUUUAUUAUAAUGGAGACUCAGGACCACGAGUUUUGGAGUGCGCUGACGUACGGCGAGAGUGUGACGUUUCUCAUCAUUCGCCGGAUUUACAUCAUUAAUCACGUGGUCAACCCUGUUAUAUACGGGCUCUUCGAUGGACGCUUCCGGUAUACCCUUAAACGAAUGUUAUGCCCAAAAAUGAAUACGAACGUGUAAUAUGCACGAGUUAUUUUCAUAUAAACGAAACACCUUAACUAUUUUUAUUAUUCAAUUAUUAUAUCGGAUCGACAUAUUAUUGAAAGUUUUAUAAAUUAUCUUUUCCAUGCUUUGUGUGAAAGUAGUGAAAAUGUUUUUGUUUUGAAAUACAUUUUACACGUACAGUUUGUGUGACCUGAAUGGAAAUGCAUAUUUAUUAUUGGUAUAUAUUCUCCACAGUUUGUUAUUGUAAUGAAAUCUACAUAACAUAAAAUUUUAAAUUUG